CUUUCUAAGAAUUAUUUACAAAUGCAAAAAACAUGGUAUAAAUGUAAAUUAGAGCAUAGAAAGAACAAAGAAAAUUGCCUUUUGUCUUCUUUUUUGCAUUUUUUGAUUCCCUCUAUUCAAUCUACCCUCUGCAACUUCAGAUCUCUGUUAAACGUAGAAGCUUCAUAUAAAAAAAAAAAUUCCAAUUCAAUCAACUGGAAAACAGAGCUAAAAAAGGGGAAAAAAACAGAGAUGGGACUCAAAAACGGAGCAGAAGAAGAGAACUGUUCAAUGAACGAAGCUUUGCUGUUUGCUACCAUGUGCAUCAUUGGUCUGCCAGUGGAUGUGCACUUGAAAGAUGGCUCUGUUUACUCUGGAAUCUUCCACACUGCUUCUGUUGAAAAGGAAUUUGGUAUUGUUCUGAAGAAAGCAAAAUUGACUAAAAAGGGGAGAUGUGCCACCAAUGUUGCAAAUGGCAGUGUAGUGGAGACACUUGUAAUCCUCGCUGGUGAUCUUGUUCAAGUUGUUGCUAAGGGAGUCCCACUUCCUUUUGAUGGUUUUUCUGGAAAUAUAGCUCAUGGUAAUGGAGAAGCUGCUUUUCAAAUUCAACCUUCUUCUGCCAAUCCACUGAAUGGGGCCAAGAAAUUCAAUAAGUUUACCAUGGAUAAAAGAAAAAGUUAUAGGAAAAGAAAUUCAUUCCAAAAUGAGAAUGGUUUUGCUGAUGGUUUUAUACCCACAAAAGCUGGAAAGGAACAUGAAGGUCAAAAUCCUAUGGGAAAUUCAAAGGGAGUUGAGUAUCAGAAACAAGAUGAUACAAACAUCGAACAGGACAAAGAUGCUUUUGGUGCCACUAUAGCUGGGAGACAGGUUGGAGAUGAUAUGUCACAACUUUUGCAGGAUGAAUGUGACCGAAAGUUUGAUUUUCAUGUGGAAGAGGGUGCCAAGGAAGUUCAACACUCAGUUUCAAGCCGCGAGUCAUCUGCUCUUGAUACUUUUAAGCCAGUGGAUGCCUGCCUUACUCAAGUAAAACCUGAUGAGGAAGGAAACACCGAGAUGACAACUAAGUUGUUGCUUAGUGGAGCACCUCAUGAUACUCCAAUGGAUGGUAAACUUGACAAUCAAUGCUGUGAAAAGCCAACUGCAACAGAAAUUUACCAAGAUGCUGUUUGUUCUGGAGUUUCAACUUCUACUAGUCCAGUUACUGAUGUUCCCUCAGAAUCAUGCCAGAGUUCAUUUGCUACUCCAACUGCCAUAGUCCCUCCACAAAGUUCAGAAUCAAAUAAAAACUACAAGGAAUUUAAGCUUAAUCCAGGAGCAAAAAUUUUCUCUCCAUCUUAUGCAAGUGCCAUAUCGGCGGCUCCUCCAAUAGUACCAGCAGUAGCAAAUGUGUCUUACAUACCAGGAAACUCUCCUAUGGUAGCUCUUGCUGGUUCUCAGCCAGAUGUUGAGAUCAGCACUUUUGCACCUCGUACAUCUGCUUCUUCUAAGUUUGUCUCUUAUGGCAAUGUAACAGCUGCAACUGGUGUCAGUGGUUCUCAAUUUUCCCAACCCAUUGUUGGGCAGAUGGGGAGUAGAACGCAGCCACUUAGAUAUGCUGGUCAAUAUCAUCCUGUUCAGGCUGCACCAGCAUAUUUGACUCCAAAUUCUCAAGCUGUUAUGUUUGGACGAUUGGGACAGCUUAUUUGUGUGCCUGUUUCUCAUGAUUUGGUUCAGGGUGCAGCAGCUAUCUCUCCAGUACCUGCACGUCCUCCUUUGACUCCGCAUCAUGUCCAAUUGCCAAAACACCAAGGAAGUGCACCAGGCCAAGCAUUGCAGCUUUGUGUACCUCAACCUUUCAUUGCCGGUGGACAGCAACCAUUGGCAGUGCCAAGCCACGUUCCAUAUAUGCAGCCUCCCUUCCCUGCUAAUCGUCCCAUACAAGUCCCAGGAUCUAGUGGUCUCUUUAGCACAAAGCUUCCAUGAAAAUAUGUUACUUUGUUAGUAUUACCCUUUGUUUCAGUUUGUUUGAAGAUAAUAAAAAUUUUGGCCUAUAAAGUUUCAUUUUUUGAGAGCAUCCAGCCUUGAGUCAGUUUCAUUGUUUUAUCAUCAUUCAAGGGUUAUUCCUUUUUCCAUUCUUUCUGGUUAAUUGAUGAUGAAAAACAUGAUAUAUUCUGUACUAAAAACG
Durio zibethinus is the source of this 2143-nucleotide messenger RNA. RefSeq names its product polyadenylate-binding protein interacting protein. The record is from RefSeq and is a predicted model, not a curated record. NCBI's taxonomy places the organism in Eukaryota, Viridiplantae, Streptophyta, Magnoliopsida, Malvales, Malvaceae. Gene Ontology annotation, molecular function: mRNA binding. Gene Ontology annotation, biological process: cytoplasmic stress granule assembly. Gene Ontology annotation, cellular component: cytoplasmic stress granule.